Molecule: messenger RNA, 648 nt
Organism: Aspergillus glaucus CBS 516.65
Lineage: Eukaryota; Fungi; Ascomycota; Eurotiomycetes; Eurotiales; Aspergillaceae
Product: ribosome biogenesis protein RRS1
Exons: 2
Coding region: 1-648 (215 amino acids)
Biological process (GO): ribosome biogenesis; ribosomal large subunit export from nucleus; ribosomal large subunit biogenesis
Cellular component (GO): preribosome, large subunit precursor; nucleolus; nucleus
Molecular function (GO): protein binding
Source: RefSeq, a predicted model, not a curated record
AUGGCAAACACUCCUACAGCGGGUGCCGACUCGAAGCCUGAAAGACUCCCCGUCACCGUCUCCAAGCCAACCCCCUACACCUUCGACCUGGGCCACCUGCUCGCCAACGACCCAAACCCCCUCGAACUCCCCCGCGACCAACCCCUCAAUGCCUCCCUCAAAGCCACCGCCCGCGACGGCGUGCAAUCCCUCCUCAACCAACUCAUAACCACCUGCCCCAUCACCUCCUCCACGCAACAAGGCGUGCUGCUCACCCUCCCACCGCCCGCCACUGCGCUCCCCCGGCACAAGCCCCUGCCCACGCCCAAACCACCCACGAAAUGGGAGCUGUUCGCACGCAAGAAGGGCAUCGGCAAGUACAACUCGAAGCCUGGCGCUGCGCUUGCGGACAAGGAGCGGCGCAAGAAGCUGGUGUACGAUGAGGAGAAGGGCGAGUGGGUGCCCAGAUGGGGGUACAAGGGAAAGAACAAGAAUGAUGAUGAUUGGUUGGUGGAGGUUGAUGAGAAGGAUUGGAAGAAGGAGGAGGAUGCUGCUGCGAAGGGCAGCUCUGUGCGGGGGAUGUCGAGGGCUGAGCGGAAGGAUAGGAUACGGAGGAAUGAGAGGAAGAUGCGAUCGAAUGAGAAGAAGGCUCGGAAGGGUGGUAACUAA